Molecule: messenger RNA, 2499 nt
Organism: Fopius arisanus
Lineage: Eukaryota; Metazoa; Arthropoda; Insecta; Hymenoptera; Braconidae
Product: UPF0668 protein C10orf76 homolog
Exons: 6
Coding region: 180-2189 (669 amino acids)
Cellular component (GO): cytosol
Source: RefSeq, a predicted model, not a curated record
AUAGCACCGCAUUUAUAGAUACGAGUGUUGAUUAAACGUGCACGACCUGGAUUAUUCAGUAAUUUAACUGAACUAGGGAUUUUUAUAAGGAUGAAUUCGUCGAGCGAGGUUUGAAGAUGAUUAAUUAGAAGAUAGAGAUGGUGAUUAACAGCUGAGGAUUCUAAGAUAGUUGAGAAAUAAUGGCAAUGAGGAAGCGAAGUGGGUCCGGCUCCAAACGCCAACACAAAGGCAAAUUGGUGCCUAUCUACGAAAGUCUCUUUGGUGGAGAGGACCUCACACAGUCUCACCCUAAUUUCUGGAAUGAAUUGUUCCUCAUCAAACCAAUGGUACCUCAAAUCGAGAUCGAAGUUCUCCGCCUCACGAGCGAGCAGUUGCAGAUGUGCAAGUCCAACUUGAAUUCCCUGGUUUGUCAUUGCGUAGACACUCUGGUGGACGAACACCCUUUUCGAGUUGUGUACGCCCUGCAGACGCUGUCAGCAGUGAUCCAGUCAAUGUACAAAAAAGCUAGUCAACUGGACAGUGACUUCAACUUAAUUGACACCCUCUUCGACACAGCAGACCAGAGAAUGACGACUCUGAUGCACCACUGCAAUAAUUUCCUCACAGGUGAAUAUCCAGACAGUCUAAAAGCUCUGUGCCUCAAGCUCCUGCUGAUCAUCACGACUGGCAUGGACAACCUCAAUCAGAAUCCCCUCCUGGAGCACGUGAUGGUCAACGGUGUCUUCGAGCCUCUAAUACAACUCCUCCGCUCAACUGCUUCACGUAAUCGACAUGGAAACGAUGCUGUUCUACUUCUAACUCUCCUAGUCAACUACAGAAAGCACGAGAGCACGAAUCCACACAUUGUCAAGCUGUCAAUCCUCGAUGAUGAGCUGGCGCUUAAUGGAUAUGGACAAGUCAUAUCCAGUUCACUUACUGACUUUUGCAGGCUGUUCGUUCAGCAGAAAGCAGAAGUACAAACUUCGUGGCUGUCUUCUCUCACCAGCAUGGUGGGGAGCAUGUUUAUAGGUGAAGAAGAAGCCAACAAUCAGCAGGUGCGGGCCAACAACGCGUUGCUGUUAGCCCUGUACGAGGCGACACACCUGAACCGAAAUUUCGUAACAACCCUGGCAUUCACUCAGAGUGACACAUCAGCUCCGCCCUCUCCUAACAACACCCUGGGCCCAAAUGCCACUGCUCCAACUCAACCCCCAGACAUCAUAACACAGCCCUUCAAUCUCCUGGCGACGUUCCUGCAGUACUGCUCAAUAGUGAUGCAGGUGAUCAGAACCGAAGCGAUUCUGAACAACGUAAAGCUGUGCUUCCUCAUCCUGAGUUGCAUCGCUGAGGACCAAUACGCCAAUUCAUUGAUGCACGAUGCAAAUCUAGCCUUUAGAGUUCAGCUGCACCGAGUGCCAAUGCACCACAGAAAGAUCCACGACAAGGCAGCACCAACCCAGCCCCUGGCAGCAACUCUGCUAGAUCUCCUCGUCGAAUUCAUCACUUCACACAUGAUGAAGAAAUUCCCCCUCGAGCUGUACCACCAAUGCAUUGGUGUCCUCCAGAGACUCCUCUGCUACCAAAAAAGAUGUGGAGUGAGGCUGGGAUACCACUGGAAAGACCUGUGGACAGCUCUUUUCAAUCUUCUGAAAUUUCUGACGACCCACGAGGCCCAUCUCGUCAAGAAGAUGAACGUCUUCCCCCUGGCCAUCCAAGUCGUCAACAUUCUCAACCUAUUCAUUACCUAUGGGGACACCUUUCUCUCCCUCCCCAGCAGUUACGAUGAACUCUUCUACGAGAUCAUCAGGAUGAGACUGAUAUUCACUAAUCUCAACGCCAUGGCCCUCCGUUACUCGACGAUGGACGCUUACGAGUACAAGGAGCAUGCCCUCAAGCUCAUGAAUUGCCUCGUCAACAUGAGAGACAUUGUCAACCAUUUUCCACCAAAAAUCGCUGCGUGGCUUGCUGCUGAGAGCCUCUCUACACCCACUGAACAGCAGAUCAUGGCCAUCAUCAUCCAGAAUUACGAUACCCUAGGGCUCAAGCUCCAGGACAACCUCGAUCAGUACGAGCGGUACUCCGAGAAACCCAACCACAUGGACUUCUUCGAGGAGAUGGUGACUGGAGUAAUAAUUGACACACGUGCCUCGAUAGACCUGAAUGCUCUGGACACUCAGGAAAUCCUGCAGGAGCUCUCCAACAUCUCGUAGUUCAACACCCCAUGCUCAUCGCCAUGGAGAUCAGACGAAAGUUUCCAAAAUGAAGUCAAGUAAAAACGCCUUCAACGUUUCCAAAAAAUAUAUGUAUAUUAUUCAAGGAUAUUUAAAAAGAAGAGUGUUCAUCGGGGAAUGUGAUGAACUGAUGAAUGAUAUUUUUUAACGAGUGUUCUGCCUAAAAAUAAACGCCUUUUGAAAAAAAAAACGAUCGAACCAGGUUUCAUUUUUACCAGCAAUUGGUGGAAAAAGUGAUUGACUUGGAGAGUAAUAUAUUUAACGUUGUGUGCACAUCUGCCAUUAAAUU